CCCGGUGCCUUCCCGCCCGGCGCGGCAUGGCGGGGCCGGUGGACUGCCACUGCCACCUGGCCGCGCCCUGCUUCCAGCCGGACGUGGCGGCCGUGGUGCGGGCGGCGGAGCAGGCGGCCGUGUCGGCGCUGGUGGUGGUGUCGGAGCAGGCGGGCGAGUUCCGGAGCGUCGUGGAGCUGGCGGAGAGAUUCCCAGGGUUUGUCUUGCCAUGCCUGGGAGUUCACCCCGUUCAAGAGGUUUCUCCAGAGGAGCAGCGCAGUGUUACUUUGAAGGAUCUGGAUGCUGCACUGCCUCUUAUAGAACUUUACAAAGACAAAUUGGUGGGGAUCGGAGAAGUUGGACUAGAUUUCACUCCCAGAUUUGCCAGCACCGAUGAACAGAAGGAAGAACAAAGACAGGUUUUGAUCAAGCAGAUUGAGCUGGCAAGAAGACUGGAUUUGCCUUUAAAUGUUCAUUCCCGCUCAGCUGGAAGACCAACCAUUAAUCUCUUGAAGGAACAAGGUGCUACCAAGGUGUUGCUCCAUGCCUUUGAUGGGAAGCCGUCUGUAGCCAUGGAAGGGGUGAAAGCUGGGUACUACUUCUCCAUUCCUCCUUCCAUUAUAAGGAGUGAGCAGAAGCAGAAGCUCGUGAAACAGCUGCCUCUGGAAAACAUGUGCUUGGAAACUGACUCUCCUGCUCUGGGGCCUGAAAAACAGGUGAGAAAUGAACCCAAAAAUAUUUACAUUGCUGCUGAAUACAUUGCCAAAAUUAAAGGAAUUCCAGUUGGAGAAGUUAUAGAAGUGACUACACAGAAUGCACUAAAAGUAUUCCCCAAACUUCAGCACUUUCUUCGGAUAUAGAUUCAGAAACUGAAAUAUAUGAUGUUGCGAAAAGUAUUACUUGUGGUGUAAUUAAUAAAAGCAACAUGCAUCUUGUGUUAAA
Molecule: messenger RNA, 921 nt
Organism: Corvus hawaiiensis (hawaiian crow)
Lineage: Eukaryota; Metazoa; Chordata; Aves; Passeriformes; Corvidae
Gene: TATDN3
Product: TatD DNase domain containing 3
Exons: 10
Coding region: 27-839 (270 amino acids)
Molecular function (GO): hydrolase activity, acting on ester bonds
Source: RefSeq, a predicted model, not a curated record